AGAACAGUGGGUGGAAACUGGAAACUGAAGUUCACUUCUCCAGUUCUCACUAUGUCACUCAUGGCAACAACAUCAACAGCAAACUUCUGGUUCUCUUCACCUCAUCGGAGCCAGAGAAAAACUCUUCCACAACAUGGUUACUUCCGGUUCAAACCCUUCUCAAAAAUCUAUCUCUUAUCAUCGAAUUAUACUGCUUCAGCUUCCCUUGGAGCUUCUUCCACAGUGCUCAUUAAACAAGAUAAAGUCAAUUGCAAUACAGAAAUUGUAAGAUUAUGUGAAGUGGGUGACCUUAAAAAUGCCAUGAAUUUGCUAUGUGAUACUCCAGUAUCUCACAUUGAGCUGAAGACAUUCUGUGUAGUCCUGCAACUUUGUGCAGAACAGAAAUCAUUAAAAGAUGGUAAGAAAGUUCAUUCCAUGAUUAACUUAUCUGGGUUUGUAAUAGAUGGCAUUUUGGGUACAAAACUAGUUUUCAUGUACUUACACUGUGGUGAUUUGAAACAAGGUAGGAUGGUUUUUGAUGAUAUGACAAAAGACAAAGUGUUCAUUUGGAAUUUAGUUAUGAAUGAGUAUGCAAAAAUUGGAAAUUUUAAAGAAACUCUAUUUCUGUAUAGAAAGAUGAAGGAGAUGGAAGUUGAACCAGAUUCUUAUACUUUUUCUUGUGUUUUCAAGUGUUUUGGUGCUUUGGGAAGUUUGGUACAAGGACAAGAAGCUCAUGGUUCUUUAUUGAAAUUGGGGUAUGGUUCUCAUAAUACUGUUGGGAAUUCUUUAAUUGCUUUUUAUUCCAAGUGUAAGAAAAUUCAGAACGCGCGUAAGGUGUUUGAUGAAUUGGUUGAUAGAGAUGUUAUAUCGUGGAAUUCAAUUCUCAAUGGGUAUGUGUCUAAUGAUCUUGCUAAGGAAGGACUUGAGAUUUUUAGUGAAAUGAUGGCUGAAGGAGUUAAUGUAGAUUUAGCUACCAUGGUUAGUGUUCUUCCUGCUUGUGCCGAAAUGGGUAAUCUUUUAAUUGGGACAUCUCUUCAUGGUUAUGCAGUAAAGUCCCAUCAUUUCUCCAAAGAGAUAACUCUUGAAAAUUGUUUACUAGACAUGUAUGCGAAAUGUGGAGAUUUGGAUUCUGCUGUGUGUGUUUUUGAGAAGAUGAGUAAGAAAAGUGUUGUGUCGUGGACGUCGAUGAUUACUGGAUUUGCCCGAAAAGAGAAAUUUGAUAUGGCAAUUGGAUUAUUUCGUGAAAUGGAAGUGGAAGGUAUUAAGCCUGAUCUGUUUACUAUUACAAGCAUCCUUCAUACUUGUGCACGUAAUGGAUCAGUGGAAAGUGGUAAGGAUAUUCAUGAUUAUAUAGUGAGAAAUGACCUGCAAACUAAUCUUUUUGUUGUUAAUGCUCUCGUGGAUAUGUAUGCAAAAUGUGGAAAUAUGACAGAGGCUCGACUAAUUUUUGAUCAGAUGGUAGAAAGGGAUUCAAUAUCAUGGAAUACCAUGAUUGGUGGUUAUUCGAAGAAUGGUCUUCCUAAUGAAGCGUUCGAUCUUUUCAUGAAAAUGCAAAGCCAGUUUGAUCCAAAUGCUGUGUCUUUCUCUUGUAUCCUUCCUGCCUGUUCAAGCUUAUCAGCUCUUGAAAGAGGCCGAGAAAUCCAUGCCUAUGUACUGAGAAAUGGGUUUAUCACAGAUCGUUAUGUAACCAAUGCCCUAGUUGACAUGUAUGCAAAGUGUGGAGCGCUAUCAGUUGCACGUUUUCUCUUUGAUAGGAUACCUAAAAAGGAUUUGGUCUCAUGGACAGUGGUGAUUGCGGCUUAUGGCAUGCAUGGUUAUGGAAGAGAAGCUAUUGCUAUAUUCAAUGAGAUGCGAGAAGCAGAAAUUAGUCCUGAUGCGAUCUCGUUCAUUGCUAUACUGUAUGCUUGUAGCCAUUCAGGAUUACUAGACGAAGGAUGGAGAUUCUUUAACAUUAUGAGAAUUGAGUGCAAAAUUGAGCCUAAGUUGGAGCAUUAUGCAUGUGUGGUGGAUCUUCUUUCUCGUGGUGGGCGUUUAACCAAGGCUUACAAGUUUAUUCAGGCAAUGCCUAUUCACGCAGAUUCCACUGUAUGGGGGGCAUUACUUUGUGGUUGUAGAAUUCAUCGAAAUGUGGAGCUUGCAGAGGUAGUGGCCGAGAAAGUCUUUGAGCUUGAACCAGAGAAUACUGGUUAUUAUGUACUUCUAGCUAAUAUAUAUGCUGAGGCAGAGAAGUGGGAGGAGGUAAAAAGAAUAAGAGAGAGAAUUGGUCGUAGUGGUUUGAGAAAGAGCCCUGGUUGUAGCUGGAUUGAGAUAAAGAAUAAAUUUCACCUUUUUGUUGCACGAGACAGAUCAAACCCACAAUAUAGAAAGAUUGAGUCGUUCUUGGAAAGUGUUGCAAUGAAAAUGAAAGAAGAAGGGUGUCUUCCGAAGAAGAGAUAUGCUUUGGUUAAUGCAGGUGAUACGGAGAAGGAAGAUGCUCUUUGUGGUCACAGUGAGAAGUUGGCCAUGGCUUUUGGAAUUUUGAAUCUGCCUCCAGGUAAAGCUGUACGGGUAACGAAAAAUCUAAGAGUGUGUGGUGACUGUCAUGAGAUGGCUAAGUUCAUGUCAAAGAUGGUUGGAAAGGAGAUUGUACUGAGAGAUUCUAAUCGAUUUCAUCAUUUCAAGAAUGGGAGGUGUUCUUGCAGAGGUUAUUGGUGAGCAAAGAUUGAGGUCUGAAGCCAAAUGAGUGAACUAUUCUGAUUCAGUGGUGGCACACUGACACUACGGAUAAUUUUGACAGGGGUCAGGGUCAGUUUUAAAGCAACUUACUGGCUGCACCAGAUAAAGACUCUUCAGGGGCCGGUAGUUCUACUAGGCUGGUCAUGAUCUCCACGCCAAUUGGAGCUUUCCAUUAAUUAGAUUAGUCUAAAACCUUCAAUCUAUCAAGAGCUAAAAUGCUCAAGUUAGGAUCAUUUUCCCUCUUUACCUCCAUAUUUCGACUACUUUGGGUUCCCUGGACGAGUGUUUGAUUCACAUUAAGCAUAGUUACAAAGAGCAGCAGGUACUGUCAGAUCCUAUUUUCUCUCUAAGCCUCGAUUUUGCAACGAAACUUCAAGUUGGCGCAAGCAGACUGACACAUCAUAUCUCUCUCAUAAUUUUGAUCUGAAAGUGCCUGUUGUGGAAAAAACUUAAAGACUAGUAAUAUUCAAAGAAUACGAUCCUUCAAAAAGACGAGCAUCAACGUUACCCUUUGUACACGAGUAUAUCAGCAUAAAGUGUAAUGCAGCUGUAAAGGAAGGAUAACUGGUGCGUAUUAUUUAGUACAGAAAAGAUACCACCAGUUAAAAAAAAAAUCAAAUAAUUCAGUGCCUUAGGGUCAGUAUGAGUUGCUGAGACAAGUUAAUAGAAGACAAAAUCCAUCCAGGGUCAGUGAAGCCAAAAACAUUACACUUGGUGGAAUGCUAGAGCUAGACAACAACGUCUAUAUGUUCCUGGAUCCAACCUCAAAAAUCAGACUUUGAAAGUUAGAGUAAACUCCUUGAGGAGCAAGUCAAUCUUCAGUAUAAAUUAGUCCAUGCCCGAGAACCUUGAAGAAGAUCAGUGUUUUUUGAUCUUGCUACUGGUACACUCUAAUUGUCUAGAAUACUAGUUGAUUCUAUGGAGGGGAAAAAUUGUGUUGAUCUGUUGUGUAGAUUUUUUCCAAUGUUAAGAUGUGUGAUGGGUUUUCUUACUCUAAUUUCUCAAGAGAAUUAUCUUCAACUUUCAUUUGAUGAUCAAGAAGUAGACUACAAAAAUGAGGGCGCCGGUGCGGAUUGUUCACACCAAAAUUGCUUGGUUUCGGCACAGAACCACUUUCGACAAAUUCAACACGUCCGGGGACCUUAGAUAGUUUUUGAUUCAAGUAAUUGCUUGCUUAAUAAGGUUAUGUCGAAGAUUUUUAAAUUAUGUCGAAGUUACUAGUACUUUAGUCUAAUAUUAGUGGAGUAGAAGUAUUGAUAUGUGAGUGAGAUGAUGAAAAUUUUGAUUUAGUACAAUAUACCAUGUAAUCAAGGUUUAGAAAUCUAAUUAAUAAAUUCAUGGUUAGCUUGUUUCUGAUUA
Molecule: messenger RNA, 4053 nt
Organism: Papaver somniferum (opium poppy)
Lineage: Eukaryota; Viridiplantae; Streptophyta; Magnoliopsida; Ranunculales; Papaveraceae
Product: pentatricopeptide repeat-containing protein DOT4, chloroplastic-like
Exons: 2
Coding region: 52-2673 (873 amino acids)
Biological process (GO): RNA modification
Molecular function (GO): protein binding; RNA binding; zinc ion binding
Source: RefSeq, a predicted model, not a curated record